UGAGAGAGGGAGAGGGAGAGAGAGGCAGGGCGAGGCAGCCCCAGAGGAGGCUCAUGUCCCCAUCCCUGGGUCCAGGGAUGCCCUCUGUUUGUUUAGUAGCUACACUCCUUUUAGCAUUAUCUAUCAGUUUUAUCUCAGGAGAAACGGAAGUAAGGUUCACAGGACAAACAGGAUUUGUAGUCAAUGAAACUACUACAACAGUUAUACGGCUUGUUAUUGAAAGGGCAGGAGAACCAGUGAAUGUUACAGCUAUUGUAGCGAUUCAUGGUGAAAAUACAGGUGAUUUUUUUGACACAUACGCAGCAGCAUACAUAUCUGAAGCAGAAACAAAUCGAACUGUCUACAUUUCUGUAUGUGAUGAUGAUCUUCCUGAGGCUGAUGAGACAUUCGUGUUUUAUUUGACACUGCAGAAACCACUUCCAGGAGUAACAGUUGGAUCACCAAGAGCUGUCACUGUGACCAUUUUAUCAAAUGACAAUGCCUUUGGGAUCAUUUCUUUUGAUAUGCCUGCCUUAAUCAUACUGACUGAGCCCAGAGGUGGGAAUCAAUCUGUGCCUCUCACCCUAGUUAGGGAGAAGGGAACCUAUGGAACCGUGACUGUGAUUUAUAAGGUAGAAGGUCCAAAUUCUCCUGAAGAAGACUUGAGCCCAGUAAGGGGAAAUAUCAGUUUUCCUCCUGGCACAGCUGUAUUGAUUUAUAACAUAUUUGUUCUAGAUGACCAGAUUCCAGAAGACGAUGAACUAUUUAUUCUGCAUCUGAGAAGUGUUGAAGGAGGAGCUGAAAUCAAUGCAUCAAGAAAUUCUGUUGAGAUUAUUAUUAAGAAAAAUGAUAGCCCAGUACGAUUUACUCAAAGUAUUUACAUGGUGCAUGAGGAAGAUGAUAUACUAACAAUCCCAGUAGUUCGGGGGAAAGAUGAUAGUGGAAACAUAAUUGGACCUGAUGAAAAUGAAGUCUCAGUUUGCUACAACAUUGUAACUGGGAAUUCAACCAUACAUGCUCAGCUUAACUUAGACUUUCUAGACCUACAGCCAAAUACAACUAUUUUUUUUCCACCUCUAGUGCAUGAAUCUUAUAUUACAUUCAAAAUCCUUGAUGAUACCAUACCAGAAAUUGCAGAGACAUUUCAUAUCAUGCUACUCAAAGACACUUUACAAGGAGAUGCUAUUUUAGCAAAUCCAUCCAUUGUCCAAGUCACCAUUAAGCCUAACGAUAAACCUUAUGGAGUAUUAUCAAUCAAUAGCAUCUUGUUUACUCAGACAGUUGUCAUUGAUGAAGACCAGAGGCUCAGAUACGAAGGCAUCACUGUUGUAAGGAAUGGUGGAACACAUGGAAAUGUUUCAGUUUCCUGGAUUAUAACCCGCAACAACAGUGAUCCUUUGCCGGUGACUGCAGAUAUCAUUCCAGAUUCAGGAGUAUUGCACUUUUCUCAAGGGCAGCUGUUGGCAUCACUUCCCCUGAACAUUAUUAAUGAUGACUUACCUGAAGAAGCAGAACCCUAUCUACUUAAGAUUCUAGCUCAUACAAUACAUGGAGGUGCAGAAGUGAGUGAACCAGCUGAGCUUUUGUUUUACAUUCAAGACAGUGAUGAUGUCUAUGGUGUGGUAAAUUUCUACCCUUUGGAGAAUCAGAGGAUAGAAAGCAGCCCAGAUGGACGGUUUUUGUUCCUUAGCUUUGCAAGGCAAAGGGGAACAGUGGGAGAUGUGGGGCUGUCUUAUACAGUUGCAUAUAUCCCUGCUGGUCCUGUGGAUCCUGAGCGAGCUAAAGAAGGUGUUCUAAAUGUUUCUGGGAGAAGUAUCCUAUACAUCCCUGAAGGAAAAACUGAAGACAUUGUAAAAGUACCAAUAAGAAAUGAUGCUUUUCUUCAAAAUGGAGCCCAUUUCUUAGUACAGCUGAAAAAAGUCGAACUGUUGAAUAUUAUUCCUCUGAUUCCACCUGUAAGUCCUAGAUUAGGUGAAAUCCAGAAUAUCUCUUUAAAAAUCACACCUGACAUUGCAAAUGGAGAAAUUGGUUUCAUCAGCAACCUUCCAAUAAUUUUACAUGAGCCAGAAGAUUCAGCUUUUACAGUAAGCUCCAUUCCCUUGCAUCGGGAUGGGACUGAUGGACAAGCCACUGUGUUUUGGAGCCUGAUACCUUCUGGCCUCAACCCCAAAGCAGUAACUAUUGAUGAUAUAAGCCCUUUCUCUGGAUCUGUUGUUUUCUUAUCUGGGCAAAGUGACACUGCAAUCAAUAUUACUAUCCAAGCUGAUGACAUCCCUGAAAUGAAUGAGACUCUGAUAUUGUCAUUAGACAGGGUGAGUGUAGAAAAUCAAAUCCUGAAAUCUGGAUAUACUAGCCGUGAACUAAUUAUUCUGGAAAAUGAUGAUCCUGGGGGAGUAUUUGAAUUUGCUUCCUCUUCUAGAGGACCCUUCAAGAUAAAGGAAGGAGAAUCUGUUGAACUCCAGAUUGCCCGGUCCAGAGGAGCUCUUAUUAAGCAAUUUCUACAUUACACAGUAGAGCCAAGAGACAGCAAUGAGUUUUAUGGAAACACAGGAAUUCUGGAAUUUAAACGUGGGGAAAGAGAAAUUAAAAUUACUUUGUUAACAAGGAUGGAUGGAAUUCCAGAGUUGGAUGAAUUGUACUCAGUGAUACUCAGUAGCCAUGGUGAACUGCCAAGUAAGCUGGGAAAUGCCACAAGAGUCAACAUAACCAUUCUGAAGAAUGAUGAUCCACAUGGAAUAAUUCAGUUUCUUUCUGAAGGACUGGUAGUAACAAUAAAUGAAAGUAAAGGCAGCGACAUCUAUGCUGCUGUGUUCCCAGUUGUAAGAAAUCAAGGGACCUUUGGCAAUGUGAAUGUGUCUUGGGCAACUUACCCAGUUUUUACAAAAGAUAUCUUCCCUGAACAAGGAACAGUUUCCUUUGGGAGUGAGGAAUAUUCAAAAAACAUUACAAUUUAUUCAGUUCCAGAUGAGAUACCUGAAGAAAUGGAGUUGUUCAUCAUUAGUCUUUUCAAUAAUACAGGAGGUGCUAGAAUGGGAAAUAUAACCACUGCAACCUUACAUAUUACAAAAAACGAUGACCCAAUUUAUUUUGCAGAUCCUGUCAUUGUGAAGGUUGAUGAAGGCGGCACUGCUAAUUUUGUAGUCGUUAGAAAUGGCUCUGAUUCUGAUGUUUCAGUUCUGUAUGCUACUAUUAAUGGAAGAGCCAGUGCAGAAGAGGGAGACUUCAUUUCUAGUGAAAAAAGUGGAUUUCUAUUCUUUGAUGCUGGAAUAAGAGAACACAACAUAACAGUGUUUAUCAAAGAUGAUGAUACCCCAGAGUCAGAUGAGACUUUUUAUAUAAUCCUUUUCAAUUCUACAGGAGACACAGUAGUCUAUGGAGCUGGAAUGGCAACAGUAAUCAUUGGAGCUAACGAUGACCCAAAUGGUAUUUUCUCAUUGGAACAAACAUGCAAAGUAGUUGAAGAAGGCAAAACCAAUUAUUUUUUGGUUUUGAGGCACAGAGGUCUCUUUGGCAAUGUGUCUUUGGUCUGGCAGCUGUUUGAGAAUAAUUCAGAUCUGGGCCCAGAAGAAGAAUUCUUUGAAGUGUCUGGGACUGUACAGUUCAUGGAUGGUGAAUGGUCACAACCCAUAACUCUUCAUGCUGUUCCUGAUAAAAUUCCUGAAUUCAAUGAAUUUUACACACUAAAGUUGGUGAAUGUUUCAGGUGGUUCACCAGGCCCUGGUGGACAAUUAGCUGGAACUAACCUUUCUGUGACUGUGAUGAUCCCAUUUAAUGAUGACCCCUUUGGAGUCUUUAUCCUAGAUCCUGAAAGCCAGGAGAAGGAGAUAGCAGAAGAUGUUCUGUCUGAAAAUGAUAUUUCCAACUUUGCCAGCUUUAUGGUAUGGAGGCAACAGGGUACCUUUGGAGAUGUCCGUGUUGGCUGGGAAAUACUAUCAAAUACAUUGAAAGAAGGGUUACCUAUGAUGAUUGACUGCUUAUUGCUUGGAAAGUUUUCAAAUUCAGUACAGUCACAACCACACAUGCGGCGUCAUCACACUGGAACAGAUGCUUUGUAUUUUAGUGGUGAAGAGGAUGUAUAUGGGAUUGUUGAUCCUGAGUUCCAUGUGAGUAAGAACAGAACUCUUGCCAACUUUACAUUUUCCGCCUGGGUGAUUCCUAGUAUCAACAGUGAAGGAUUUAUAAUUGAAAAAGACAAUGGCAAUGGAACAAUGUAUUAUGGAGUGAAAAUCCACACAAAUGAAUCCCAUGUUUCCAUAAUGCUUUAUUAUACACCACUGCAGUCUAAUGUGACACACAUUGCUAAGAUCUCUGUUGUGAAAUACUUAGAGGAAAAUAGUUGGCUCCAUCUCCUCAUUACAUUGGAUGAUGGCAUAAUUGAAUUUUUCAUUGAUGGAAAUCUUGUGCCUGGAGGGAUUAAGAGCCUUAAAGGAGAAGCAAUUGCUGAUGGGCCAGGGAUAAUGAGAGUUGGUGCUGGGAUGAAUGGUAACAACAGAUACAAAGGGAUUAUGCAAGAUGUGAGACUGUAUGAGCGUAAACUGACUAAGGAGGAAAUCUAUGAACUUCAUGCAACUCCAGCAAGAGCUGACUUGCACCCCAUCUCUGGGUACUUAGAAUAUCGACAGGGAGAAAUCAAUAAAUCAUUCGUUGUUUCUGCCAGAGAUGAUAGAGAAGAAGAAGGAGAGGAGAUGUUCAUCCUCAAGCUUGUUUCUGUUCACGGAGGAGCACGGAUCUCACAAGAAAACACAACUGCAAUGUUAAGAAUCCAGAAGAGUGAUAAUGCCAAUGGUCUGUUUGGUUUCACAGGAACAUGUAUUCCAGAGGUUUCUGAUGAAGGUUCUACUGUAUCUUGUGUAGUGGAGCGCACCAGAGGGGCCCUGGAAUAUGUUUUUGUCUAUUACAGUCUAUCUCAGAUUGAUUCUGAUGGCGUUAAUUACUCUGUUGCUGAUUUUAGUAACACGAGUGGAAUGAUCACAUUCCUUCCUUUCCAAAGAUCAGAAGUUUUAAAUUUGUUGGUGCUUGAUGAUGAUAUUCCUGAACUAAAUGAAUAUUUCCAGGUGACUUUAGUGUCUGCUGUUUCUGGAGAUGGAAAGAUAGGUUCAAUGGCAACAAGUGGAGCAAGCAUAGAUCCAGAGAAGGAAACCACCUACAUCACCAUCAAAGCCAGUGACCAUCCUAAUGGUUUGUUACAGUUCUCAGUGGGGCAGCCUCCAGAAGACAGUGAUGAAAUCAUUCUACCAGCCACGAGUGCACCCCACAUCACUGUGAAGGAAGAAGUAGGACAAGUCAGGUUGCUUGUUGUCAGAGCACAAGGUCUACUUGGAAUGGUUCUUGUACAAUACAAAACCAUUUCACUAACAGCAUUCACCCCUCAAGACUAUCAGGAUAGUAAAGGCAGCUUGGAAUUUCUACCAGGAGAAAGAUACAAGUACAUUAUCGUUAACAUUACAGAUAAUUCUAUUCCUGAGCUGGAAAAAGCUUUCAAAGUGGAGUUGUUCAAUCCAAAUGGAGCAGUUGCUGAACUCUUUAAUGAUGGCAGUGGUAGUGGUGAUGGGGAUUUGGACUUCUUCCUUCCUGCUGUCCAUCAACAGGCUAGCUUGGGUAUAGCCUCUCACAUCAUAGUGACUAUUGAAGCCUCUGAUGAUGCUCAUGGGGUAUUUGAAUUCAGUCCUGAAUCCCUUGCUGUCAAUGGAACUGAACCUGAGGAUGGAGGUGGAAAAGUCACGCUUGAGGUUGUAAGAAACCAUGGUGCCUUGUCCCAGGUGACUUUGUAUUGGUUCAUUGUACCUGAUGAUACUGAAGAUCUGGAGGCUACUUCUGGCAACAUAACUUUCAAUAUAGAACAAAGGAGAGCAAAUUUAACAGUGCAGAUCGUGCCUGAUGAAAUCCCAGAACUAGACAAGAUUUUUUCAGUUUGGAUUAUCAAUGUUUCCUGUGGACGUCUUGGAGUUCACACCAAUGCUACAUUAGUAAUCCUUGCCAGUGAUGACCCUUAUGGACUUUUGAUUUUCUCUGAGAAAAACAAACCAAUCAAAGUUGAGGAAAGGACCAAGAACAUCACUCUUACAGUCAUACGGUUAAAAGGUCUCUUGGGAAUAGUCAUGGUUGCAUAUCAAACCAUGGCUGAUGAGGAUCACUCACCCUUUCUGCCAUCAAAUGUUGCAAGGGCAACCUGUGGACAAGACUAUUUGCCCAUUUCAGGAUCUGUAAUCCUUGCAGGUAAUGAAAGUGAGGCUACUAUAGAACUCCCUAUUCUGGAUGAUAAUGAACCAGAGAAAUCUGAAUCGGUGUUUGUGGAGCUGCUUGGUGUUACCCUGAUAGAAGGAGUCCAGUAUCGGCCAAUUCCAGAUUCUCCACGCCUUGGACCUAAAAGUGAUAGGAUUGCUCACAUAAUUAUCAAUGCCAAUGAUGAUGCUUUUGGAACACUACAACUCUCAGCAUUGGCCGUGCGAGUGGCUGAAAAUUACAUUGGACCUAUCAUCAAUGUCACAAGAACAGGGGGACUUUUUGCAGAUGUUUCAGUAAAAUUUAAAGCUGUGCCGAUAACAGCAACAGCUGGUGAAGACUACAGUGUCGCCUCAUCAGAUGUUGUCUUACUAGAAGGAGAGACCAGCAAAGCUGUGCCAAUUUAUAUAAUAAAUGAUAUCAACCCUGAGACUGAAGAGUCCUUCCUUGUACAAUUGUUUAAUGAGACAACAGGGGGAGCAUUGCUUGGAAGUUUAACUCAGGCUGCUAUAAUCAUAGAGGCCUCUGAUGAUCCAUUUGGAUCUUUUGUCUUCCAGAUCACUGAAAUCACUGUUGAAGAACCCGAUACCAAUACAGUGAGGAUUGAUCUCCCAGUUAUUCGCAAUGCUGGAACACUGGGCAAUGUGACUGUUAAAUGGAUUGCCACCAUUAAUGGGCAACUUGCUGACAGUGACUUGCGAGUCUUCUCUGGUGAUAUACAGUUUUCACCUGGGGAGGCCACAAGGAACUUGACCUUGGAAAUAGUGGCUGAUGAUUUUCCAGAAAUUAAAGAGGUGAUCCGAGUAGAAUUAAGUCAGGCCUCCAAUGGAGGCACUAUUGGACUGGAGAGAAUUGCAAAUGUUAUAAUUCCUGCGAAUGAUAGGCCAUAUGGCAUAGUUUCCUUUCAACAAGCAUUGUAUCGAGUUCAAGAACCACUGGAGAGAAGUUCACUUGCAAAUAUAAUGGUGAAGAGAAGUGGUGGAAGAUUUGGCCAGCUGCAGAUUGUCUACAGCACUUCUGAAAUUGACAUUGUAACUCUUGCAGCAGAGCAAAGCCUGGAUCUCUUGUCCUGCUAUGAAGCACCAGUGCAAGGAAUUCCAGAUCAAUCUCAGAUGAUUAGAAUGAAUGUGUCUUUUGCUUAUGAUUCACUGUACAGUUGUGCAAUGCUGUGCCUGAAAGAGCAAGCAUGUUCAGCCUUCUCAAUUUCCAUUGCCUCUGGAAUCCCGUUAUGCUUUUGGAUGGCAUCUUGGGAUGAACCUGUAACCAACAACUCAGCUUUCUGGACGUACAAGAAAAAUCUAACCACUGUAUCCUCUCUUUUGAGUACACAAGCAAUUGCUAAUAGUGAUUAUGAAACUAUUACAAAGCAGUGGGUGAUAAUGGCAGAAGGAGAGGAGUUUGCAAACCUUACAGUAACUGUACUUCCUGAUGAUUUUCCAGAAGUGGAUGAAAAGUUUAGCAUAUCUCUGUUAAAAGUAGUACUGAUAAACAUCUCUGCUAGUUUUGAAAAUCAGCCAAUCAUAGGACAACCCAACACCUCUACAGUUAUUAUAUUAAUGAAUGGAGAUGCCUUUGGUGUGUUUAUGAUCUACAGCAUUAGUCCCAAUACAACUGAAAAUGGUCUUUAUGUAGAAGUUCAAGAAUGGCCUCAGAAUACAGUGCAGUUAAUGAUACAUAGAACUGAAGGAAGUUUAGGGCAAGUAACAGUAGAAUGGAACAUAGUUGGUGGCACAGCUACUCCAAAUCUGGAUUUCAUUGGUGAUGGGGAAAUCCUGAGUUUUGCAGAAGGUGAAAUUAAAAAACUGAUAACGCUUACAAUUCUAGAUGACUUGGAACCUGAGGAUGAUGAAAGCAUUAUAAUUAGUUUGACCCACACUGAAGGUGGCAGUCAUAUUCUACCCAGCUCAGACACUGUUACGGUGGUUAUUCCAGCCAAUGAUAAUGUGGCAGGAAUUAUUAGCUUUCAGACAGCCUCAAGAUCUGUUAUUGGUCAUGAAGGAGAACUGCUGCAGUUUCAUGUGCUAAGAACUGCACCAGGAACUGGGAAUGUCACUGUUGACUGGAAGAUUGUUGGGCACCAUGUGGAUCAAAACUUUGAAAAUAUUUCCGGCAUGCUCUUAUUUUUGGAGGGGUCAUUGAACACAACAUUUUACGUUCACCUCCUGGAUGAUCAUAUUCCUGAAGAAAAGGAAGAAUAUCAAAUAAUUCUGCAUAACGUUAGAACUGAAGGGGUCACUUCUUUGGGAGCUGCUGCCCUGGACAGCCAAGGUUAUGAAGCGGUUUUGACUGUGGAGGCUAGUGAUGAGCCACAUGGAGUCUUGGAUUUUGCAUCUUCAUCUAAAAUUGUUUUGGCCCAAGAAGGAAACACCACGAUUCAGCUUUUCAUUAAUAGAGAAUUUGGAUCUCUAGGUGUCAUCAAUGUACUAUGCAACAGUUCGGAAUUUCUUGACUUAAAGAACAGACGGAAGGGAUACUCUGCUGAACCAGGUGAUGGUGUCCCAGAGAUACAAGAAUUCUUCCUCAUUAAUCUCACAUCUGUGGAACGGAUCAAAUCUUCGACAUCUUUGCCUCCCAGACUUGAUGUAGAUGGUUUGGCAGCACAGAUUGUUAUUGAUGCAAACGAUGGAGCAAGAGGAGUAAUUGGCUGGCAAAAUAGAGAUUUUGAAAUAAAUGAACUGGAUGGAAGCUUGACGUUGGUGGUAUUCCGGGAUCGAGGUUCUUACGGUGAUGUGUCUUUGUUCUUAUAUGCUCAGAAUCUGGAAGCACAACAGGGACUGGACUUUAAUGUAUCCUCAAGGACUCUUUCUUUUGCUGAUGGAGAAAGGUAUAAAUCUGUGGAAGUUAUCAUUUUUGAUGAUGAUAUUCCUGAAGGAGAUGAGAGAUUCCAGCUAAUUUUAGCAAACCCAUCCCUUGGACUGGAGUUGGGAGAAAACAUAACAGCUACAGUUACCAUCCUUGCAAAUGAUGAUGGCUAUGGAGUUUUAUCCUUCAACAACAGUGAACAUUUCUUUCUAAGGGAACAGACAUCACUCCAUUUGAUGGAAAAUGUUGCAGUACUGACCAUUGUCAGGGAACCUCCACAAGGAAUAUUUGGCACCGUGACCGUCCAGUAUCUUGUACGAGAGAUAAAUUCUUCUGAAGCAUCUGUAGAUUUGACCCCAUCACAAGGAUAUAUUGUUCUAGAAGAGGGAGUCAGAUUCAAGACAUUGCACAUUACUGCCAUACUAGAUGCUGAACCAGAAAUGGAUGAGCAUUUCAUUGUUACUCUGUUCAAUUCAACUGGUGGAGCCAGACUAGGCACAAGAACAGAAACUUUUAUCACAGUGCUGCAAAAUCAGGCCCCGUUGGGACUUUUCAGUAUCUAUCCAGUUUCAAAUAGGACAGAUUCUCUUACAAUUGAAGAAGGCAACUCUACAAUCUACUUGAAAGUAUCUCGGAACAAUGGGAUCAACACAUCAGUGAGCGUGGAAUGGGAAACAUUGUCUGAUACUGCAUUUGGGAUAAAGGGUGGAUUAAGUGUGUUGUCCACCUUACAAAGUUUUGUGGAAGAUCCAAUAUCUAGCUGGUGUUUCUUUACGGCAGGAAACUUUCUAUAUGGCAUACUAUUGAGAAGGAAUCCAGCUGUCAGUUCUUUGCUAUACCAGUGGCGGGGUGUUUUUGUACCCAUUGAGGAGUUUACUACUGAGAAUCCUCUUCACUGUAUUGCAUUUCAAAUCAAUGGCUCAUCCUAUCUAGUAAUUACUCAAGGUGGAACAAAACAACUUGAACCUUCUAGCAACACAGUGUAUUCCUUCAGCCCUGGCUUUCAGUUACUACAGAUACAGUCCAUCUUUGUGCCAUGUAGCACUGAUGUAAAGCAUUUCAGUUUGGACCAUAGCCAUUACCUGAUAAUUACAAGUUGUACACCUGAAUCUAAAUCUCUCCAGGUUUUCCUCUGGGAUAAUGGCAUAUUUGUAUUCCAUCACCAGCUCUCUGUGAAUGGAGUUCUAAGUGUGGAUGUUUUCCACAGGGGAGGCGCUGCAUACAUAGUAAUGGUACCACCAGACCCCACACAGCCUCCUCUUCUAUACCAGUGGUCAGAUAACAAAUUUAUGAAGUUUCUUGAAGUGCCAGCCAGUGGAAUAACACAAGUCAGAGCCUUGAUUUCUGGAUCUGACAUCUAUUUAAUGUUUGUGAAAGGGCCCAGUAGUACAUGUGAUGUUUUUAUAUGGGAGUCAGGGCAAUCUUCCUUUAGGCAUUUUCAGUCCCUUUCUGUCAAAGCUGUAAAUGACAUCCACACCUUUAUUCCAUCCUCUGGUUUAGUACACAUCCUGUUUGCUAGCAAGAAUAAAUCAGCACUCUAUUACUGGAACUCACAAAUAAAUCAGUUCUCUCUACUGCUGGAGGCCCCUUCUGCCAAUCAUAUCACUGCUGUCAAUGUAAAGUCUCUAAACUCCAAUAAAAGUCUAAUUGUUCUGACUGGAGAUUCAUACUGUUAUAUUUAUGAGCUGACUGCAAUAUCAAAUCAAUCAGAUUUCAUACCUAGUUCAGGUGAACUGAUAUUUGAACCAGGAGAUAAAGAGGUUGUGAUAGCAGUCAAUAUCUUUGAUGAUGCAGUGCCAGAAGAGGAAGAAUUUUUUAAAGUAUGGUUGAAAAAUCCAAAGGGUGGAGCAGAAAUUGGUCCUAAUGGUUGUGUUACUAUAAUUAUAUCCUCUAAUGAUGAUGCUCAUGGAAUCAUUGCAUUUGCACAGAGUUCUUUAUUUAGAAAUGUAGAAGAACUGGAACUGGACACUUUAAUCACAUUGAAUAUUGAACGCUUAAUAAGUACCUAUGGACGUGUUGUAGUACAUUGGGAGGCCAGUGGGAGUAUAAAUGAUAUAUUUCCAACUUCAGGAGUGAUUACCUUUUCAGAAGGUCAAGCCUUGUCCACAGUCACAUUAACAGUCCUUGCAGAUGUUGUUCCUGAAGUUGCAGAAUCGGUGAUUGUAACUCUUAGCCAUGUCAGCACUGUGGGUAUUCAGGAUCCAAAAAGAGGAGCGACCAUUGACAUAAACAGAGCAAAGGCUGUACUUACUGUUUUGCCUAAUGACUCUCCUCAUGGCAUAAUAGGAUGGCACACAGAUUCUCUCUUUGUUAAAGUAGCAGAACCUGAAGAUAAAUCAACUAUUGUUACUUUACAUAUUCUCAGAGAGCAAGGAUUUGUUGGAGAUAUCAGAGUGCACUUGGUACCCCAGCCUGUUUUUUCACUCCCCUUUGUCAAUCAGGCUAUGGAAAAUGAGGAUUAUAGACUGGAAAACAAGACAGUUUUCAUGGCAGAGAAUAUACCAAUAGCUCCUGUAACUAUAUUAAUUUUGCCGGAUAAUGUUCCAGAAUUACAAGAGGGAUUUGUAAUUAAUAUUACCAGUGUGGAAUUGCUAGACCCUUCUCUUGCUGGAGGGCAGCCAAGUGUGAAGAGACUUGGCUUAGAAAUAGCUGAGAUAAUGAUUGAAGAAAAUGAUGACCCCAGAGGAAUAUUUCAUUUUAAUGCUACCAAGGAUGUGAGUGGAACCGUGUCUGGUUAUGAGGUACCUCCUCCAGAUAAUGUUCUGAAGCUUCAUGUUGUUCGAACAGCAGGACAGUUUGGAACCAUUAAUUUGUACUGGGAUGCCACACCUACCACUGCUAGCCUAGAAGAUUUUACACCAUCAUCUGGGAACCUUACAUUUUCAGAUGGACAAGUGACAGGAGUGAUAGAGAUCUCUAUCAUAGAUGAUGACAUUGUUGAGUUUUUGGAGAUGUUCAGUGUCACUUUACUUAGAGUGACAGGAGGUGCCCGACUAGGAAAGGAUGUGCAAGUGGUUGUUGCCAUUCCACCAAAUGAUUCUCCUAUUGGACUAUUUGGAUUUGAAGAAAAGCAUGUAAAUGUAAAGGAGCCCCAAUUAGUUGAUGACCCUGUGGCAGAUGUUUUUCUUACUGUAAGUCGGAGUGAAGGGGGCCAAGGAGAAGUUCGAAUUAUCUGGAUUCUUGAGGAGGCUGCUAAAUAUGAUCUCACCCCUCUCAAUGGAACACUUCUCUUUGCUGAGAUGGAAUCCCAGAAAACAAUAUUUCUGCAAGCAAUUCAAGAUGCACUGUUGGAAGGUGAUGAAAGUUAUACAAUUCAGCUACUGUCUACUGACAACACGGAGAUAUCACCAAUAAAUGGAAUGGCAACCAUCACUAUACUGGGAGAUCAGGGAGCAUCUGGGAUUGUUGGGAUAUCUCCAUCCACCACACAUAUCCUGAUAGGGGAACCUGUAGGAAAGUACAAUGGGACUGCUUUUAUUGGCAUAGUACGAGGGCCAGGGAUUAUUGGAGAGGUUACAGUCUCCUGGAAUAUAACACCACCUGAUCAGAAGGAAUUUGCUGAGCUAUCAGGAACUUUCACCAUGAGAGACAGGCAGUCAGCUGCUGUUGUGAUUAUACAGGCACUAGAUGAUAAUCUCCCCGAGGAAAAACAUUAUUAUCAGUUUCAUCUAACUGGUAUCAGUGAUGGAGGAGUCAUCAAUGAGUCCACCAGCACAGCAUAUAUCACCAUGGCUGCUAGUGACUUGCCCUAUGGGCAGUUUGCAUUUUCCCAGGAACUACUUCAGGUGACAGAAGAAGAAAAGUGGGCUAAUGUCACAGUUGUCCGUUCCCGUGGAUAUUAUGGGAAAAUUUCUCUCUCGUACCAGAUACUGAAUGGGACUGCAGUAGAAGGCAUGGAUUUUGUUGUUAUGUUGGGAGAGCUUACGUUUAAACCCAAUGAAACUUUAAAAAUGAUUUAUAUUGAAAUUUAUGAUGAUGACCUUCCUGAAGGUCCUGAGGAGUUUUCGGUAGAACUUACAAAACUGGAAAUACUGGGAAGUGGAUUUGAUUUUAUGAUAAAAGAAAAUGGACUGCAGAUUGACCAGCCCCCUGAGAUUGGUAAUGCUUCGAUAAUAAGAGUCAUUAUAUCUAAAAGUGACAAUGCAGAAGGAAUAAUUGAAUUUGAUCCACUGUAUAUGACUCUACAAGUGGAGGAGGAUGUUGGGAUGGUAAUGAUUCCAGUAGUGCGAAGACAUGGGAAUUAUGGCUUUGUGACUGCAGAUUUCAUAUCUAGAAGUAUUUCAGCACUUCCUGAUGGUAUUGACUACAAUAUAGCAAACAAUACAGUGAUUUUUCAUCAUGGCCAAAACCAGAGUUUUAUCAAUAUUUUAAUCAUAGAUGAUGAUGAAAGAGAAUAUGCUGAGCAUUUUGAAAUCCAACUAACAGGAGCCAGUGGGGGAGCAGUGCUUGGGCUCCAUCUAGUGACCCAAAUAACAAUUGCCAGGAGUGAUUCUCCACAUGGAAUUGUUCGAUUCCUCAACCAAAGUCGAAUAAUUCUCCCAAAUCCUGAUGUAACGUUGAUACUCUCCAUGGUGCUGGAAAGAACAGGAGGAUUAAUAGGAGAUUCUCAGAUUAAUUGGGACAUUCUAGGACCUAAUUCAGAGGUCAUUUUGCCUGCUGUAAACAGUGACAUUGGUGACCCAGUGAAUGGAUCAUUUUAUUUUGAAGAGGCAGAAGGAGGUCUGCGAAGCAUCAAUUUGGAAAUUUAUCCUCAUGAAGAAGUUGAAGUUCAGGAAACAUACAUUAUUAGACUGCAUGCUGUGAAGGGUGAAACUGAAGUGGAUCCCAAGGCUGCCAGCAUUACACUAAUAAUUCUAAAGUUUGGUGAUCCUAAUGGGAUUGUGCAGUUUGCUCCUGAAUCCUUAUCCCCAGUGUACUAUGAUGAGCCAUCAGCAUCUGAAGGGCCAUUGAAUAUCACACUUUUCAUAAAGAGAAUACAAGGAAUCAUGGGAAACAUCACGGUUCACUGGCAAAUAAGUAGUGAUUCCGAUACCACGGGUGAUUUCUUCACAACCACUGGCUCUGUUUUAAUUCCUGAUCAACAAAGGACAUCUGAGAUUGUUAUAUCCUUGUUACCUGAUGAUCUGCCUGAAAUAGAUGAGCAUUAUGUGUUGCAAAUUACUUCAGUAGAAGGAGGUGCUGAUGUGGAUCUGGAGAAAAGCAUUUCUAAAUUCACAGUCAUUGCAAAUGAUGAUCCUUAUGGAGUAUUUGCCUUAUAUUCUGAAAAGCAGUCAGUAAUGGUGGAGAGGGAUCUUAGCCGCCACAUCCAGAUUAAUGUAACUCGGCAUGCAGGGACUUUUGCAGAUGCUAUUGUAGAGUAUCAGAUUUCGUAUCCCAAAGAAGAGAACCUACUUAAAGCAGCCAGUGAAAUAGGACAACUGCAAAUUAAUGAAGGUUCCAGUUAUGGAGUGAAAACAGUGCCACUACAAACCCAGGUAUUUCUUUUCUUGGGCUUGAAUUUUACUUUGGAAUUGAGCAAUGUAACCCUUUUUAAUGUCAGUGCCAAGAUUGUGCCUAAGAUUUUGGAGACAGCAAUGUCAGUCUCUGUUCCAGUUCCCAUGGAAGCUGCCAAUUCUCAGGUCGCCUUUGAUUCUGUUAUCUUACAACUUACAAAUAUUACAGCAGGGACAAGCCAAGCACUGAUAACUCGAAAAGGAGCAUAUGGCUCUAUAACAGUAGUCUGGAGUUCUGGAUAUCCAGCUGACCUUAAUCCAGAGUAUCUUCGCCCGGGCAAUAUUACACCAGCUUCUGGCACUGUUAAGUUUUCGCAUGGGGAAACAAACAGAGUUAUUUUAUUGCAUGUUGUUCCAAAUCCAAGUAGUCCUGAGGUGUUUGCUGUGCAUCUUUCAGCUGUGCAUAGCAAUGUGCCUGGCGGAGCUCGUCUAAGAUCAGACCACACUGUUGCUGAAAUUGAGCCAUUGGGAAUCUUUCAAUUUGCUCCUAGCUCAAGAGAAAUGUUGGUAAGGGAAGAAGAGCAAGCAGUCAGGUUAUAUGUACAAAGACUUUUUGGUUACCAAAGCAACAUUACAAAACUGUUCUAUCAGACAAUUGCAGGAAGUGCCAAACCAAUAGAUGACUUUGUACCUGUUCUUGGUGGAGAACUUGUUUUUAGGCCUCUUCAGGUUGAAGCUGUGUUUGAAAUCUUGAUCAUUGAUGACAACAUUUCAGAAGAUGAUGAACUAUUUUUUGUGAAUUUAACAUCUGUGGACAUUUUAGCUAUACAGCAAUUUGACCUAAUCCAGAAUCCACGUUUGAACCCAGAAUUUAAUGUUGCAUCAGUUACCAUACUGGCCGGGGAUAUCCAUCAUGGAAUUUUAAGCCUUGGACCAGCUGUUAUUUACACUGAAGAAGACACAAACAACAGCACAGUUCUGAUUCACAUUAGAAGGACUCAGGGGUUUGUGGGAAAUGUCUCGGUCAGUGUUAAAACAUUUGGUGGAAUAAAUGCUCAGAGAGGAACAAUUCCAUUCUCCUUUGAGGUUGUGGCUGGGAUUUCUAACAUAACUUGGGCAAUUGAAGGGGCAGAUUUUGAAGAGCUGGCUCUAUCUGUUGCAUUAGUGGAUGGAGAAAGAGAAAGCCAAGUGUCUGUCAGAAUUCUUGAUGAUGAUGAGCCUGAAGGACAAGAAUUUUUUGGUGUUAUCCUUUCUGACCCUCAAGGUGGAGCUCAGAUUACAGAAAUGAUGGAUGAAUAUGGAUUUGCAGGGUUUGCCGCAAUAAUUAUCAAAGGAAAUGAUCUUCAGAAUGGAAUUCUGGGAUUCAUUGGAGAGGCACAACAUGGCCUCCUGCUUAAUGAGGAUUCUGAGAAGAGGGAGGUGCAACUCAUUGUUACACGGCAACCAAACAGGUGCAGGCAAUGUGUGGAGAUCUCAUUGCGUGUUACCUUUAAUCGAACAUCUGUUGUCCUGCAGAGAAUGGCACAGUUGGCAAAUGAGCUGAUGGCUGUCCAGAGGAGUUACACUUGUAAUGUUGGUCAAACAGAAUGCACCAUUUCUAUUGAGAUCAAACCAGAUAAUGUGCCUGAACUGGAGACUUCUUUUUUUGUGGAGCUCUAUGAAGUGGGUGCAGGAGCAGCUUUAAACAACAGUGCCAGAUUUGCAUACAUAAUAGUCCCAGAAAGUGAUUCUUCUUGGGGUUUAAUCUACUUUGCUGUUGGGUCUCGUCUGGCUGUGGCACUCAGGAAGAACACUUUAAUCAGUCUCCAGGUGGUUAGAGAUUCUAGCACAGCAGUUACCAUUUCAGUUGGCUUCAGGACUCAGGAGCUGUUGAGGCCUGAAUCUCUUGGUCGUAUAAUCAUAUCACCUGCCAUUUCUGGGCAAGAUUUUAUUCAGUCUGAAGGGAUAUUAUCCUUUGAACCUGGACAGAGAAAUGCUGUUAUCGAUAUAACGCUCACUCCCAGAACUGGUUCUUUAAAUCCUUUUCCUAAACGCUUUCAAGUUGUGCUAUUCAGUGCUACUGGGGGAGCCAGAGUUGAUGACAUCUAUGGUACUGCCAACAUCACCAUUGUGUCUGAUUCAAAUUCCCAAGCCGUCUGGAGUCUAGCUGAUCAGUUGUACCAACCCCUUGAUGAGAAUAUUUUGAACAGGGUCCUCCAGUAUUUAAACAUCAAAGUAGUCACAGAAAGUACAGAAGAGCAGCUUGCUGCUGUAAUGCACAUUAUAGAUAAGAUAAUAUCUGAAGGAGAAAAACAGGCACUCACUGAUAAAAGCCGAAAUCUUUUGUAUGAAAUCCUCUGUGCACUUAUUAAUCCAAAACGUAAGGAUACUCGGGGCUACAGCUUCCUUGCUGAUGUUACUGAAAAAUUUGCCUUUUCACUUCCUGUUGGGGAAAUAUGUGGAUCUCCAGGGGAAAGAGGCAAAACCAUACUUGACCAUUGCCCUUACAUUGUAAUUAUGGCCCAUCAUUGGUAUCCCCAGCAAAUCAAUGGGCAUAGAUUUGAUGGGAAAGAUGGUGAUUUCAUCAAAAUACCUGAACGUUUGUUGGAAGUUUCUGCCUUAUCCCAGUCUAAAGACAAAAAUUGUAGAUUCAUUCAAGUCACUGAGUACAGUAGCCAACAGUGGUUUAUAAUGGGCGAGAAAGGAACUGCCCUGAAAAAUAAGAUUUUUUCAGCAAGUCUGAAGAGUCAAAGUCCACUUCUAUUGAAAGACAACAAUGAAAUCACCUACAGAAUUUAUUCUCCAGACAGCAGAAUUGUUCCUCAUAAGUCUUUGUGUCUUCUAUGGAAUCAGGCUGCUGAAAGCUGGUUGUCUGACAGUCAGUUCUGUAAAGUGAUGGAUGAUUCUUCAGAUUAUGUGGAAUGCUCUUGUUCACACAUGUCUAUUUAUGCAGCCUAUGCACAGACGGACAGCUUGUCUUCAUACAACGAAGCUUUCUUCUCAUCUGGUUUCAUCUGCAUUUCUGGUUUCAUAUUGGCUAUUUUUUCACACCUCUUCUGUACCAGGUCUUCCAUGUUUGCAGCAAAACUUCUUACUCAUAUGAUGGUUGCCUGCCUAGGUACUCAGAUUUCAUUUCUGGCCUCAGCUUACAUAAGUCAGCAACUCUCAGAGGAAGGUUGUUCAGCUUUGGGCUCAGUUACACACUACCUCUACCUUUGCCAGUUCAGCUGGAUGCUCAUUCAGGCUGUUAAUUUCUGGUACAUUCUGGUGAUGAAUGAUGAACACACAGAUCGGCGCUAUCUAAUGUUCUUUCUCCUGGGUUGGGGUCUUCCAGCUUUUGUUGUGAUUUUACUUUUAAUUAUCCUACGUGGAAUCUACCAUCAUAAUCUGUCACAGAUCUACGGCCUGGUGUACAAUGAUCUAUGCUUUAUUCCAAAUAUUUAUGCAGCACUUUUCACAGCUGCACUGGUACCACUGGUGUGCCUGGUGGUAGUAUUUGUUGUGUUCAUCCAUGCCUAUCAACUAACGCCCCAGUGGAAAGCGUAUGAUGAUGUAUUCAGAGGAAGAACCAAUGCAGCAGAGAUCCCACUGGUUUUGUACCUGUUUGCGCUCAUUUCCAUUACAUGGCUAUGGGGAGGACUGCAUAUGGCUUACAGACAUCUAUGGAUGUUGGUCUUCUUUGUCAUUUUCAACUGUCUACAAGGUCUUUAUGUCUUUGUGGUAUAUUUUAUUCUGCACAAUCAGCUCUGUUGCCCGGUAAAAGCAAGUUACACCAUUGAAAUGAAUGGACAUACAAGCCCAGGUUCUGCAUUUUUCACUCAUGGCAGUGGAAUGCCACCAGCAGGAGGAGAAAUCAGCAAAUCUACUCAGAAUCUCAUUGCAGCAAUGGAAGAGAUGCCAGCAGAUUGGGAGAGGGCAUCAUUGAGGCCUGUCAGCCAGGCCAGUGCUAUCUUUAAGCCAAGCCCACAGAAUGGCAGUGCAUAUACAAUGCCAGGGGGAUUUAGCAACAGCUCUUUGGUGGCUGAUGAAGAAUCACAAGAGUUUGAUGAUCUUAUAUUUGCUUUGAAAACUGGAGCAGGCCUCACUAUCAGUGACACCGAGUCCUGCCAUGGCAGCCAAGAUGGAAGCACAAUGGUUAAUUCACAGAUUGUAGAGCUUAGAAGAAUACCUAUAGCUGACACUCAUCUCUAGGACCUCCAUCUUUUCUUUUCUUCUUUAAAAACUUUAGUCCCUGUUUUUAUAUCUUCUUCUUCUUUUUUGGCACUAAAAACACACCAGUACAAACCGUGGUGUAGUAGAAUGCUGUGAAUUGUAGCGGGACAAUUAACAAAAGAGAGGAGGGGUAAAUGGGAAGAAAAACCUAUAAAUUCUUGCAGUGAAAUGUUGGCCCAGAUUUAAACCCAUUAACUUAGAUGCACAUAUUCCAUUGUGUAGUCUUUUUUUAAAAAAAAAUUAACCUGUAUGUGUAUGCUUGUUUUAAUAAAAACUGAUAAGAGUCAA
Molecule: messenger RNA, 18914 nt
Organism: Sceloporus undulatus (fence lizard)
Lineage: Eukaryota; Metazoa; Chordata; Lepidosauria; Squamata; Phrynosomatidae
Gene: ADGRV1
Product: adhesion G protein-coupled receptor V1
Biological process (GO): negative regulation of adenylate cyclase activity; cell communication; cell surface receptor signaling pathway
Cellular component (GO): membrane
Molecular function (GO): G protein-coupled receptor activity
Source: RefSeq, a predicted model, not a curated record